AUUGUUUCCAGUCUCUCAACUGGUAGUUUUGGCGACAAGGCAACCGUAAAAUGUGCUGUUGGCUUCUCUUUCUUCGAUACCACGAGAUCGAAGAAACGGACAGGGGAAGAAACGGCAGUUGUGCAGUGUAGAAGCACUUUCUCUCCGUCUUCAUCAAAUUCAAAAGCUGGCGAGGAUGAGCAGCAAGAUCAAGAUGUCACCGCAUCCAUC
Molecule: messenger RNA, 210 nt
Organism: Amoebophrya sp. A25
Lineage: Eukaryota; Dinophyceae; Syndiniales; Amoebophryaceae
Source: the annotation of a GenBank genome assembly